Aethina tumida (small hive beetle) is the source of this 4013-nucleotide messenger RNA. It is a transcript of the gene Hr4, whose product is annotated as hormone receptor 4. Gene Ontology annotation, biological process: regulation of DNA-templated transcription. The transcript is spliced from 11 exons. Gene Ontology annotation, molecular function: sequence-specific DNA binding; zinc ion binding; DNA-binding transcription factor activity. NCBI's taxonomy places the organism in Eukaryota, Metazoa, Arthropoda, Insecta, Coleoptera, Nitidulidae. Bases 404 to 3007 code for a protein of 867 amino acids. The record is from RefSeq and is a predicted model, not a curated record.
GCGUCCAGGACUGUUGCGUGCACACGACGAGCGCGGAUCUAGGCCAAUUUAAUGUAUAAUAAUAAAUGAAAUUCGAAUGUUUACAGUGAACUAAAUAAUCAAGAGUGCAUAAUAAAAGUGAAUUAAAAAGUUCGCAUCGCAUCGGGAAACGCUUGUUAACUGCCGCGGCCGUUUUCACUCGCAUUUUGGGAUUGUGUUUCGCUUUCCUCUUUUAUCUCAAGAAAUGACCCCUCAUUUAAAUCUAACAGCCGAACGAACCAAGAUUUGAACGAUUUACAUGGAAUUAUUAUUUUAUUUACGUAAAGAACAUUCAAGUCUCCAAAAAAAUGAUGCCUGGCUACUUUCAAGGAGUGCGCAAUACAUUUUUCGACACGACACAAAAAAUAAUUGAAAAUAAGGAAUUAUGACCCUUACGCGUGCCCCGUGUGAGCUCGACAAGAUGAGCCUUUUCCAAGAUCUGAAACUGAAGAGAAGAAAAGUAGAUUCGCGUUGUAGCAGUGACGGCGAAUCGGUCGCCGACACUAGCACCUCGUCCCCAGAUCUCGUCGGGCCGCCGUCACCCAAGAUGUCAACGGAAACGGUGUGCGGUGCCUCGCCCCCCAGCCCCGACUCGACGCCCGUCCAGCUGCACUUACCACCGGAACCAACGCUGGACAAGAUCUCGAGCCGACUGGAGGACAGCGGAGUCUUCGACGGCGGCGGCGGACCAGGUGGCGGCCUAGGACCAGGGGGCGGUACUGCGAGUGUUAUACGAACGUUACCCGUCGUCCGGUCUCAAAGUCCGCCCAUCAGACCAGCACCCACCGCCAGCCCCUCGCAACCUCCAAGGCCGCACAGUUCGCCCGGACGGCCUGCCAACACCAGUCCCGUCAUCAAACACAACCCGCUCCUCCUGCAAACCAGCACCCUGUCGCGGACAAUCCAACCCCCCAUCGCCAUCAGUCAAGAGCCCACGUCGUCGUCACCACCUUCGAUGCUGAAACCGCGAGGCGUCAUCAUCAGUCAACAGCAACCCGCACUAUCCCAAAACCAGCUGUGGCUGAAACACUCACGGAUAAACGGCGUGAAGCCGGAACUGAUAGGAGGCAGCUUCGGCGGACCGACGGCCAUCACGCAUUUCCCCGAGAUAAAGUCGCCGAGCAGUCCCAUGCCGCGGCCUAGUGGCAACGUGCCCGCGCGACAGACGCCCACAGUGAUAAUGGGCGAGGCGGGCGGCGUGAGAACAAUGAUCUGGUCGCAGCCGUCGAUGUGCACGACACCCACCUCGCCACUGGAUCCGCCGCUUAAUCCCACGACGUCCGGAUGGUCGCCGUCCAACGUCAACAUGACGAACCCGGAAGAAAGCGCAGCUCAAAUGUUACUGAAUCUAGGCCAGGACCGGCUCAGGUUGCCGGUAAGUCGGACGAUCGUCAGUCCGCAGCCGCCCACUUCCGGUCACUUCACGAACGCACCCCUCAACAUGGAGCGACUGUGGGCCGGCGAUCUGCGACAGCUGCCCAUCAACCAGCAGGCGCAGGCCCUCAAUCUCACAUCAGCUUCGCCGGGACCGCCGAACAUUUACGGGACGCAGAACAUUUACGGAGCACCGGCCGACGUGAAGCUGAUGGGUCUCGGCGAAACGAUGACGGCCGAGCAGCACGAGGGCGACGACGAAGAACAACCUAUGAUUUGUAUGAUAUGUGAGGACAAGGCGACCGGGUUACAUUACGGUAUAAUUACGUGCGAGGGUUGCAAAGGUUUUUUUAAGCGGACCGUCCAAAACCGGAGAGUGUAUACGUGUGUCGCGGACGGGAACUGUGAGAUUACUAAAGCGCAAAGGAACAGAUGUCAGUACUGUCGGUUUAAGAAGUGCAUCGAACAAGGGAUGGUCCUCCAAGCGGUGCGCGAGGACCGGAUGCCGGGAGGUCGCAACAGCGGCGCGGUGUACAACCUGUACAAGGUCAAGUACAAGAAGCACAAGAAGCCCUGCAAACAGCAGCAGCAAACCGCAGCUGCGGCUCAAAAGGCUGCGGCCGCCGCCGCCCUUGGUGGUGGCGGUGGUUCGGUCGCUGGUCCGCAGCAGCAACAGCUGAAGUCGGAACAGCAACAGUUCAAGGCGGAACAGCAGCAGCUUAAGGCCGAACAACAGCCGGCCGGGAUACCACCCAACCUAGUCAACGGGACCAUACUCAAGACGGCUCUCACCAAUCCCAGUGAGGUUGUACGCCUGCGACAGCGGCUGGACAGCGCGGUGAGCAGUUCGCGGGACCGCAACUUCUCGAUCGAAUACUCCCUGUCGAUGAUAAAGACUUUGAUAGACUGUGAUGAGUUCCAAGAUAUCGCGACGCUGCAGAAUCUGGACGACCUGCUGGACCACAACACGGACCUGAGCGAGAAGCUGUGCCACAUCGGCGACUCGAUUGUUUAUAAGCUGGUGCAGUGGACGAAGAGGCUGCCCUUUUAUCUCGAGCUGCCGGUCGAGGUGCACACCAGACUACUGACGCACAAGUGGCACGAGCUACUUGUGCUCACCACGUCCGCCUACCAGGCCAUACACAAGGCCGCCGACACAAUGCCGCCCACCACCGUCAUCGACACCGAUUUCAAUCAGGAGGUGGAGGCGAACUUGUGCACGCUUCAGAGCUGCUUAACAUCAAUGAUGGGCCGUGAAAUUACAAUAGAGCAACUGCGACAAGACGUAGGGUUAAUGAUUGAGAAAAUUACGCAUGUCACCAUGAUGUUUAGGCAAAUUAAAUUGACAAUGGAAGAAUACGUGUGCCUUAAAGUAAUAACCAUGCUAAAUCAAGCAAAACCUGCCAGUAGUUCGGGUAAUAGUGAAUUGGAAAGUAUACACGAGCGAUACAUGACGUGCCUCCGUGUUUAUACACAACACAUGUACCCUCAACAAACUACACGAUUCCAAGACUUACUAGUUAGGUUACCAGAGAUACAGUCUGCAGCAUCUUUACUUCUGGAAAGUAAAAUGUUCUAUGUUCCUUUCCUAUUGAAUUCGGCUAUUCAGAGGUAGUACAGCAUGAAGCCAUGGAAAUAGGUGAAAUUCGAAAUAUUUAUACAGAAUAUAGAAGUGUACAUACCGAUGCAUAUACCUAGAGUGGUCGUUAAAAUUUACAUAAUAUAAUUUGUUAUCAAAUCAAAUCAAAUGUUUGUUUCAAUAUCAUGUUAAUUGUAAAAAAUUGUAUGUUAUGUAAGGGUAUUGUGGAAUAUGCAGAGUGCAUCGAGAGUUGGUUCGGAUUUAUUACUGACAAGACGGCCUUGUCGGAUAUAUUGAACACGAAACAGAUAUAACGAAAUAUUAUUUAAGAAAUUCGUAACAUGGAAAAAUUGCAAGAACAAUACAAGUACAAAUAACACCGGAACUAUAAAUAUUUAUUUUAGUUGCAAACACCUUAAGUUACCAAAAAUGUGACUGUUUCCUAAAGGUUAAUGAUACUGCGCAUUCGUCAAAACGACGUUGAAUUUUCUUAAAACAAGUUCAGACUAGUUUGAACUUUAAAUAUAGAUUUAUAAAUAUUUAAUGUUAACUGUCAACUGAAAAUUUCCUUUGUUACUUCAAGAGGCUGAAUUUGUUACCAUUUUAUAAUUAUAUUUUAUGUGUUUAAAAAGAUAUUUUCAGGGAAAUGGUUAAUAUUAAAUAUUAUCAGACUUGUCACUGCCACAGAUUAUUACUGCACUUACAAAAGACUGUCCAGACAGAUGUUAUUUACAUAUCUUGACAUAGAGUAGUUGUCUAUUGCUGGUAAUUUAUUCACUGCCUUCUUAACGACUUUAUGUAGGUCACUCUUAUUCCUCUAAUUCAUUCAUAAGUCACUCCUAUUGGCAUAAUGAUACUAACAAAGUCAUAAGCCCUAAUUCCGGCAACUUUAUUUUAAAUUAUAUCUAAGUUCACAUUAACAUUAAAAAGAUCAUUUACAUAUUUUCGCUAUUAUUAUGUCUUCUGCAUGCUUUUUUUCAUUAUUAUGUUCUACCUAAUUUCUGAUUUCUUAAUUUUCAAUUUGAUGAGAAAGUUCCCUUUC